Molecule: messenger RNA, 5699 nt
Organism: Myripristis murdjan (pinecone soldierfish)
Lineage: Eukaryota; Metazoa; Chordata; Actinopteri; Holocentriformes; Holocentridae
Gene: mcf2lb
Product: mcf.2 cell line derived transforming sequence-like b
Exons: 33
Coding region: 108-4193 (1361 amino acids)
Biological process (GO): positive regulation of Rho protein signal transduction; intracellular signal transduction
Cellular component (GO): cytoplasm
Molecular function (GO): guanyl-nucleotide exchange factor activity; protein binding
Source: RefSeq, a predicted model, not a curated record
CUGACAGAGACAGAGUGAGAAAGAGUCAGAGAGCGAAUGUGGAGGCAGGGGAAAGGUAGAGUCAGGAUGAGAGUGCAGCAGUUACAGUGAUACCUGGACGCAGCCGCAUGGAGCGAAUGUUGCAGGACAGGAGUGGAGGAGAUGUCAGCUUGGAGAGGAACGGAGAGGAUGGAGAGCGGGACAGCAGCAAGGGAAGAGAGGAGAUGGCAGAUUCAAACUUCCUAAUGGAGGAGGAUGUGGAGGUUGAGUUAGACUCUGGGUUUUGCAUGGAGGGGGAUUCAGAGCUGAGUUUAGCAGGACACAUGAGUUUAGGCUCAGAUGAGGAAGAGGAGUUGGACUGGCAAAUGAUUACAGGACACACAGACUCUCUGUCUACUAGUGAGGGACAAAUAAAGGGAAAAGGACACUGGGAAGGAGACGAAGGGAACCAAAUACAGGAUGAAGGUGAGAGAGACGCUGAAUCAGAGUCAGAGAAGGAUGGAGAGGUUGAGGCAGAGAGAAGUAUAGUGAUGGAUCAGGAGAGUGUUGAGGGCAAAGAGGAAGAGAAGGAGGAAGAGCUGCAUGUGUGUUUGCAGCCAAUAGAGGAAAGUGGAUGCUAUGUACAGAUCUCUUUGGAGGAAGUGGAAAGAUACUACAAAUUUUCACGCUGCUGCCACUGGCUGUACAAUGAGAUUAUGCAGCAGGAGAGCAGUCCCCUCCGUGCUGCUGAAAUCAUCCCUGACCUCAAGAAGAACUUUGCCUUCCUUUCAGGGGGUAGAGGACAUAAUGGCAGCCCCAUCAUCAUGUUCCCAGAAUUCCCUGCCUUUGGCGAGAUCACAGAGAGAGAGUUUCACAAUGUGCUCACAUACCUGACAAGUGUGCCCAGUCUGUCAGCAACAGGAGUUGGCUUCAUCCUGGUCAUUGACCGCCGGCAAGACCGAUGGGCAGCUGUCAAGGGGACCCUGCUUCGUAUUGCGGGCUCCUUCCCAGGGAACCUCCAACUGGUUCUGGUUCUGCGGCCCACCACCCUCCUGCAGCGCACGCUCUCCGACAUCCUCUUCAAGUUCAACAAGGAUGAGUUCAAAAUGAAGGUGCCGGUGAUCAUGCUGAGCUCGAUAACUGAGCUCCACUCUUACAUAGACCGCACCCAGCUGACCCAGGAACUUGGGGGAACACAGGAGUACUGCCAUGAGAAGUGGAUCUCUCACCGCACUGCCAUUGAGGGUUUUGCAUUGAUGGUAAAGAAAACAGCUCAGACCCUGCAGUCGUUUGGGACUGAGCUGGCCGAAACCGAGCUCCCCAAUGACAUCCAGGCAACAACUACCCUGUUGGGCACACACACCAGCAAGAAGUCCAAGAUGAAGGAGGAUCUGAUGGUGGCCCUGGGCCAGGGCAGCAGGCUGCUGGAGAGCAUCAAUGAGCCUGUGGUCCGAGACCCCGACCACAACAUGAACCAGGAUGAACUGGAGAACCUGGCCACAGUGCAGAGACUUCUGUCUCAGCUGGAUGAGACUGAAAGGGCUUUCGAUGAGUUCUGGGUGAGGCAUCAGACCAAACUGGAGCAGUGUCUCCAACUACGGCACUUUGAGCACAACUACAGAGAGGUUAGGGCUCUGCUGGAUCAGGUGUCUGAGAAACUUGCAACCUUCUCUGAGGUCGGGGUCAGCCCAGCUCAUGCGGACCACAUAUUUCGGGAACUAACCACCUAUGAGGAGAAAAUCUGUGAGGUGCUGGACAGAUCUGUGGCCUUGGCUCGUGAGGGUGAUGAGUUGAUCCAGAACUCCCACUACGCUGAGGACUCCAUCCAGCCCAAAUGCAGUGAGCUCAGAGCAGUCAGCGAGGAAGUUAGCAGCACCCUGAGGGCAAAGAAGGACCUCCUCCUCAAAGCGAUGGAGCUGCACCACAAUUUGGAACGGGCUCUUAAGUGGUGUGAUGAUGGCAUAUACCUGUUGGCGUCUCAGCCUGUGGACAAAUGUCAGUCACAUGAGGGGGCGGAGUCAGCCCUGCAGGAACUGGAGCGUUACCUGGAUUCCGCAGGCCAGAACCAGCUGACGGACCUCAGUACCAUCUGGAGGGAAUAUGAGGCAGUGAUCAACCAGGAGUUCAGGGACCAAGUGGAGAAGGUGUUCCAGAAGCAGGUGUCCAUGCAGGAGAUGUUUGACAAGAGGAGAGUCAGCCUGAAGAAGCUAGCAGCAAAACAGACCAGGCCAGUCCAGCCAGUGGCCCCCAGACCUGAAGCCUUCAUCAAGUCCCCUCUCACCUCACCUGCACACAGAGCUCAGCAAGAGAAAAACUGCUUAGAGGGAGACUCGGGGAACAGUGUAAACCUUAAGAAAGGCGAGAGCCAACUGCAGAAUGGAGGCAGUAACAGCAGACAUGCCUCUCUGUCAGAGGAGGAGGAGAACCUGGCAGUUCUCAGAAGGCAUGUUAUGAAUGAGCUGCUAGAAACUGAGAGGGCUUAUGUGGAGGAGCUGCUCUGUGUAUUACAGGGAUAUGCUUCUGAGAUGGAUAAUCCAGCGAUGGCUCAUCUCAUCCCUGCUCCGUUGCAGAACAAAAAGGAGGUGCUGUUUGGCAAUAUGCCAGAGAUCUACCACUUCCACAAGAGGACAUUUCUGAGGGAGCUGGAGCAGUACACAGACUGCCCUGAGCUGGUUGGAAGGUGUUUUCUAGAAAGGAUGACAGACUUGCAGAUCUAUGAGAAGUACUGUCAGAACAAGCCUCGCUCUGAAAGCCUUUGGAGGCAGUGCUCUGACUGUGCCUUCUUCCAGGAGUGUCAGAAAAAGCUGGAGCAUAAACUGGGUUUGGACUCUUAUCUGCUAAAGCCAGUUCAGAGAAUUACCAAAUAUCAGCUGCUAUUGAAGGAACUACUUAAGUACAGCAAGGGUUGUGAGGGGACUGAUGACCUGCAGGAGGCACUGUCCUCCAUUUUAGGCAUCCUCAAGGCUGUGAAUGACUCCAUGCACCUCAUUGCCAUUACAGGAUAUGAGGGUAAUCUGAGUGAGCUGGGCAGGUUGCUGAUGCAGGGGUCAUUCAGCGUGUGGACAGAGCACAAGAAAGGUCAUGCCAAAGUCAAGGAUCUGGCCCGUUUCAAGCCCAUGCAGAGACACCUCUUCCUCCAUGAGAAAGCCCUGCUCUUCUGCAAGAGGAGGGAGGAGAAUGGGGAGGGCUAUGAGAAAGCCCCCUCUUACAGCUUCAAACAAUCCCUUAAUAUGAGUGCUGUUGGCAUCACUGAGAAUGCAAAGGGAGACAACAAGAAGUUUGAAAUCUGGUGCAACUCUCGAGAGGAGGUCUACAUUGUUCAGGCACCAACAGCUGAAGUGAAAACAACUUGGGUAAAUGAGAUUAGGAAGGUUCUGACAACCCAACUGGAGGCCUGCAAAGAGGCUCGCCAGCAGAGGGCGCCAGACCAGGUUUUCCAGUUCCCUCCUGUGUCAGGUGGCCCAGUCAGCCUCAGUCCAUUCAAGUCUGGUCAGAAGAGCUUCAAAAAGACUGACGAGAAAAAGGCUGAGCCCUGCAGCCCUGAUGCCAAUUCCUCUUCCUCUCCAAAGCUCACAGGAAAAGACGAGGCUGUGACCAGCCCUACCUCAGACAGAGCUGCCGUGGCUAAAAAGCGCUUUACUUUGCAGGGCUUCAGUAACCUCAAAGCUCAAAAAGGAUCUCCCACAAGCCCCGAUCACAAGACCAAACGCCAUGAGAUUAAGAGCGAUCCUACACCUUUCGGCUUCAAAGAUGCAGGUCCUCCUCACCUCCACCUGGGCAAGGUCAGGUGGUUCAGCACCUCUAGCCUCUUACAGGCAAAGCAGAGAGACUGGAACAAGGCCUCCCUGUCGCUGGACGCCUCAGAGGAGAAUGACGGCUACUCCAGUGCGGAGGAUCCUCUUAACUCUGACCCUGAGGACGACGGCAACAAGAAGCUGUGUGCUGGGAAAUACACUGUGGUGGCCGACUAUGAGAGGGGCGGCGCUCAAGAGCUGUCAGUCAAGAGUGGCGACAUGGUCCAGCUGGUCAAAGAGGGGGACGAUGGACAGUGGUUUGUGCGUAACCUGAGAACCAGCAAGGAGGGCUGGGUUGCUGCUGCUAAUCUGCUCACUCUCAUUGGAGAGUCAAAGUCCUGUCAAUCCCUUACCAGCUCAGAGGGCAGCGGCUCUGGAAACCUCAGCACAUCGUCCAGCUGCAGUGAAACCUACACAAGCUUCUCCGACAUCAAGCCCUGAGUACCUCCUGACACCCAAGCCAGCCGACCAUCAUCCUCUGAGAGGCACCGAGCGCCCGGCGAUGGGCACCCCAGCAAACUCCUCUGCACUCACGCCAUCACCUUAACCACCCUGCUGAAAGCUGACAUUACCUGGGUGAUGGUAUAAUGUUGCCAACAUUGAUAUUCAAAAAAAAAAGGUUUCCACUGAAAACUGUUUUUUUUUUUUUUUUUUUUUUUUUUUUUUUAGCAUCACAGACACCAAAUGAUAUUAUAUUAUUGAAAUGAUGGCACAUGCUAUAGAUUUGACUGUGAUGCCCUCCUGUGGUGAAGAUUGAUACAUUACAUAACAUGCCAGGUCAGCUCAAAUACUGAUAAUCUUCCAUUCCUGCACUUGACGAUUUGUUUUUUAUAUAAAUAGGAUGUGUGUUAUCAUAAUAGAUGUACAAAUGGGCCAGCAGGACUGAUCUCAGUUAGUGCAUCUAUCGGUGUUGUGAGAUCAGAAAUCACAUGUGGGUGACAUUUGUCAAGCUGGCUCUGCGCCACUUGUCAGCUUUGUGUCCGUCUGCAGCAACUCCCCGUAAGGCGUUCGUAACUCCAAUGCUAUUGUAAAUAAAAAAAGGAAGAAUGAAGUGAAUAUGCGAAUAUGAGUCGUUUAGCUUUUACGAAUGUUGCUCUGAGAUCACCUCUCUGUCCUCUGUGCUGUCCCGUUAGAAGUGUUUAUUUAUUUGUAAAAAAAAAAAAGUAAAGAAAAGAAAAGAAAAAUCCCACAUAUUCAUGUUUAUUCUUUUCUUACUUCACCUCUGUUUUUCCCUCCUCUUUCUCUGUGCUUUUUUUCCUCAUUCUUUGUUCCUUUGUUUUGUUCAGCUUUAUCAGCCUGUCCUUGGAAACAUGUCUGCCCAGACGUGUGUCAUGUUUCAGUUUCUCUCUUGUGGGUCUGUCAUGGAUUUAUGCCCAGCGGUUUAGAUGCUAGACUUUAGCAAGAGAAGAAAGAAACUCCAUUUACGGUCGCAGAGAUGUGAUGAAUCAGUUUUUCUGUUAAAUAGGAUCCUGUGGGAACUGCAAUUACACAUUUAACAUGAGACCAUAUGUGGCAGUUCUGCAGCCCAGCCAUCCAAUCUUCUUCCUCCUCCUCAAAAAAGAAAACUCUUCAGUGUCUUGUUCUACGCCUGUGUUCAAGCAUAUCACAUCCUCUCUCCCAGGUUCAGACACACCGGCACCUUCACAUAGGUUAGACAUGCAAAAUGCUUAUAUUUUCCUCACCAAUCUCUGCUGGACUCCUAGUCUAACUCUCUGUGGAUCUUCAUGUAUGUUUCCUAAUGUGAAUAAUCAGAGGUCAUUGUAUAGAGCUAACUUAUUCCCUGUGUAGGGAUUAUGUCCUGAAUGUAGAUAUUGUUCAACUGUCAUGAAAUGUUUGUUAAUUGAGAUGCUAUAUUGUACAUUAAGUAUGGUAAUGUCACUAAAUUGUGACUUGUCUAUUGAUUUUUCCCCCUUCUUUUUUUCUACAUAAAACACUUGUGAUAAUUCA